AUGAGGUUUGUCUCCCAAUUAAUGCGCGUUCCCGUGGGUGCCCACUCGCAGAGCGAGGCGCCCGCCGGAGCGCGACACACCGAGGCCAUGGGUGACGAGCACGUGCCCGAGCAGGGCCAGGACAGGUUCAGCUACGACUAUGACACCAUCCGCAACGGGGGGCUCAUCUUCGCCGUCGUGGCUUUUGUGAUCGGGCUCCUCAUCAUCCUCAGCCAGCGGUUCCACUGCGGAGGGAGGAAGAAGAGGAGACAAGGGAACGAGGACGAGCUGUAGGUGCAGCCCCAGAGCUGCAAUGCCCCCAUGGAAGCAGAGCUCCAGCCGAAGCCCAGCAGUCCUGGCCACCCCGCUCCAGUGGAUCCAUUACCCCGCAGGGCCAGAAGGCAAAUUACCCUCGUGCUUCCCCCUCUCUUAGACCCAGCGAGAGUUUCUUGGCUAAUAAAGUUCAAGCUC
Molecule: messenger RNA, 450 nt
Organism: Agelaius phoeniceus (red-winged blackbird)
Lineage: Eukaryota; Metazoa; Chordata; Aves; Passeriformes; Icteridae
Gene: FXYD2
Product: FXYD domain containing ion transport regulator 2
Biological process (GO): regulation of sodium ion transmembrane transporter activity; monoatomic ion transport
Cellular component (GO): membrane
Molecular function (GO): sodium channel regulator activity
Source: RefSeq, a predicted model, not a curated record